GGCGCCCCCGCCUGUUGUGGCCAUGGCGGCCGCCGGCUCCAGUGUGGUGAGGCGAGUGGAAGAGCUCGGGGACCUGGCUCAGGCGCACAUACAGCAGCUUAGCGAAGCCGCCGGUGAAGACGAUCACUUUUUAAUUCGGGCCUCUGCAGCUCUAGAAAAAUUGAAACUCCUGUGUGGAGAAGAGAAAGAAUGUUCAAAUCCAUCAAAUCUUCUAGAACUUUACACACAGGCUAUUUUAGACAUGACAUAUUUUGAGGAGAACAAACUUGUAGAUGAAGAUUUUCCUGAAGACUCAUCUUCACAGAAAGUAAAAGAACUGAUCAGCUUUCUUUCAGAACCAGAAAUUUUAGCUAAAGAAAAUAAUAUGCAACCAAAACACUGCGAUUUGCUUGGGGAUGAGCUACUGGAAUGUCUCUCUUGGCGACGAGGAGCCCUGCUGUAUAUGUACUGUCAUUCUCUGACCAAACGGAGAGAUUGGCUCUUGAGAAAAUCUAGUUUACUUAAAAAGUACCUUGUUGAUGGAAUCAGUUACUUGCUACAGAUGCUAAAUUAUCGGUGUCCUAUCCAGUUAAAUGAAGGAGUUUCUUUCCAAGACCUAGAUACGGCUAAAUUACUAAGUGCAGGAAUAUUUAGUGACAUUCACUUGCUGGCCAUGAUGUACAGUGGAGAAAUGUGUUACUGGGGAUUGAAGCAUUGUGCAGAUCAACAGCCAGAGAAUCAUGAAGUGGAUACUGAUGUUUGUGGAGCGAGCUGCACUACACACAAAGAACCCCUAGAUUUCCGAGAAGUUGGAGAAAAAAUUUUGAAAAAGUAUGUAUCUGUGUGUGAAGGACCCCUGAAAGAACAAGAAUGGAAUACAACGAAUGCAAAACAAAUUUUAAACUUCUUUCAGCUUCGCUGUAACUAGUAAAUCCAUCCAGUUUUUUCCAAACAGAAAAACAAAAGGACCCAUGAAAUGGAAAAGAAAAUUCUAGAACAGAAGACAUUGGCACUGAAUUUGAGAACAAAACAGUACAUAAGGAUAUCCAGAAUGGUUACCCAUCUUUAAAUGUCAUCACCAUCUUCUAUUAUACAUUCUUAAACUCAUGAAGAAAUGUUGUUUUAAUUUCUAAAAUGGCAUGUAUGUUAUUCUAAGUCAGCUUGAACUACAGAUACCCUGUCACUAAUUAUAAGAAGGAACCCAAUUUACUUGAAAACAAUUUUUUCCUAUUACUUUAGUUUUUUUUCUUAUUUGGUAAAAUAUACAUAACUAAACAUUGUAAUCAUCUACAGAUAAUUUUUAAACUCCCUAUCUUGAACUAUAUCAUGUUUCAAAGCUUAAAAUUCAAUUGCCUCAUUGCUUUGAAUACAUAGUAUGUAUAUCAACGUAGGCAAAAUGAAAGAUUAUGACUAUAUUUAAAUUUCAUUUCUAUUAUGGUAAAUAAUGAAAGACUCCAUACAGGAGAAUCCAUAUAGGAUUCACUGUGUUUAAUUUCGCCAUGUAUUAGUAAUUAUAUUUGAAGUUUUUACUUUACCUUAAGCAUUUUAUAAAAAUGUAAAAAUGAUUUUCCUAAUUUUAAAAGAAUAUACAUGACUUCUCAAGUGAGUAGUGUAAUAAAGAUAAAAACCAGGUUAGGUUAGUCUACCAUUAGUUCACAUACGUUUAGGGCACACCUUUUAAUACUGUGUUACAUUAGGGCACAUCUUUUAAAACUCUGACAUUCUAGUAUUUUUGCCUUUAAUAGUAAGGAUGAGUGCUAAAGGCCAGAGUGCCUGACUUAAUAUCUUGCUCAUGGUCUUUACGUCUACCUCAGCUCCUGUUGUCAUCUUGGAACAAUCUGUCUAAAAGUAGGCUGGUAUCCUGGACUUCUUUCUCAUUGACUUUAUCACAUUCCAGCUACUUACUUCCAGCGAUACGUUGAACGUUACCAUCUUUUUGAAAUACCACAUUUCAAUAAUCCAUGACAAUUCUCAUCUUUCCAGUUUUUUCACUGUUUUUAUUCAUUUUCUCUCUCAUUUCUUUCUACAUACUUUAGCUUCUUCACAACCUCUUUUUCCUUUCCUUUUAACUCGAGAUAAGAGUGUCUAUGUGUGGACAUACGUGCACAGAUGUGCGCACAGUGGAGAAACUCCUUCCACAAGCCUUGGCUACACUGCCAUCUCCUCCUAUCUCCAGCCUGUCCAAAUCCUAGCUACAAGUGCGUGUCCAGCAUGUUUUUAAUGCUGAGAACUCAAACUGCCAUUGGCAUGUGGCUUCCAGCUUUGGAGUGUGAUCUGCCUCUAACAGGGCCACAGAGCCUGGGCCAGCCACCUUUCUUGACUGCUUCCUUUACUCCCCUUACCGUCAGGUUUAGAUUUUGCUGCUUUCCUGUUUACCUGUAUGAACUGCUCUCAUCAGUUGUUCCUUCUUCCAAAUUUCUAAUCAUUCUGAAGUCCUCAACAUUCAAUUAACCCCAUUACCUAUCUUUUCUGGAAUUCUGAGUUCUGAGAAAAGGGCAUGCAGUCCUUCAAAGUGGAAUCACUACAAGUGUCUUGCUUCAACUUGAGAUGGUUUCUCAAUGAAGCCUUUUAUUUAUUACCAUGGUGACCUUUCUGUGUUUUCCCACUGUGGCUGAGCCAACCUUCAUCAUUUUUAUUAGGCUUUCAACCCCUCCCCUAACACAUAGUCCCUUCUACUGUCUUACAGAAAAUUGUGAGUUAUGAGGAGGUCAACUUAUAUAUUUACCAACUUUACUCAUUUUUUCCUAUUUUAGAGGAAAAGAGAUUGCUUACCUCCUGUUGAAGGCUAAUCUAUUUAGAGAUUUCAUCUCCGCUGUCUCCCUCAUUUUCCUUGUCUCAUUUUUUUACCCACUUCUUAGGUGCUAAUCUUGACUAGAAUUGUAUCCUUCCAUUAUGUUUUUCCUUUUCUUUCAUUUUAAAAAAGGCUGGGUCUCUCUGUCUUGGAGCCUUCCUGUCUCAGUCUCCCAGCUCAGACUUCAGGCAGGUGCCACCAUGCCUGGCUUUUAUCUUUUUUAAGUCAGUCUCACUAUGUUGCUCAUGCCACCCUGGAGUUCACGAUCCUCCUGCCUCAACUUCCCCAAGUCAUACCACAUAGGCACAUACCGCCUGCCUGGCCUUUAGGUUGAACUAGCACUUGACCUCGGUCCUCCCAUGUGGUCCCAGCCUGCAGAGCACAGUGUCUUUGCUGCUUGUGCUACCAUGGCUAGACCUCCUCCUCUUACUCUUAAGUACUCUUACACAGUUCCAUUUAUAGCCAUGGAUACUUGCUUCACCACUUGUAUUAUCAGGCUGACUCAAACUUUAACUUGAAUCCUAUCUUCUCUCUUGCUCUCUAGACCUUAUUUCCAAUUGCCUACUAUAUUUUUCACAUGGGCAAGCAUCCCAUAGUGAUUUUAAGUUCAGUAUAUCCAAACAGCACAUCCUCUUCUUUCAUUUUUUUUUGCUUCAUGUUGUCUCUUCUUUGGAUCUUCCACAGAGCAGAGCAACACAGAAUGCCUACCUUCCCAGCCUCCUUUCUGCAGUCAUCCUGUGUAAUUUUGUGUAGCUCUUCAGUGUUCAAAUAUGUGAAACCCAGACUCCUUCCUGAUAAGUGUAAAAUUUCUGAUAGAGCCUUUGGGGCAAGGUUAUCUCUUCCCAUCCCACCCCAGCCCCAUUGCUUAUCUUUACACAGCUAAGAAGAUUUUUAUUUAACUUAGCAUUUUAAAAGUUUGUAUUAUAAAAUACCUUUGUGCUUUCUAAGUAUAAAGAUUUUAAAUAAUUUUUAAUAUGGUUUUAAGAACCACAGACUAUCCCUCCUCCUCUUAGAGUAUCAGGAUCAAUUACAAAUACUUACAGUUUUUUUCCUAGGUGUGCUCUUGUGUUUUUUCAGCCUCAGUACGAUUAUAGACAUCAUUACUCUGUGUCCUUUGUGGCCAAGUGAACACCUGUUUAACCUUUCAGGACUUAACUUCAGUGGUAUUGUAUCCAUAGGCUUCUUUAGCCCUUUCCAGUCAAAAUAAGGUUCCCCUUUAUUGUGUUCCCUUAAUCCCCUCCCAUGUUAGCACACUAAUCACAUGGCUAUAUGUUUUCCUUACUAAGUGGUGAAUACCACAUUUUAAAACUUCACCUUUUACAGUAUGUGUAAAAAAUGUACCUUAUACAUACAUACAUCAAUGCAUGGUAGGCCAUCAGUCAUGCUUUUUUAAUUAAUAAGGCAUGAUUCUAAAUGCCAAACUCUGCACAAAAUGUUUGCUGCUGUUAAAUUCCAAACUGCCAUGCCCUCUAUAGGGAUAUAUAAAGGAUCUAGAGGAAUAAGUGUUUAGAUUCUGAACCUGAGAAUACAAGAGCAUUUUCUCUUCAGAAGCUGAGAAUUUCCAUUUUUGCCUUCAUGACCCUGUGAGCCACCUGGGUCUUUUUUUUUGGUUGGUACAAAUAUGAGGGUAUUACUGGGUGCUUUUUGUAUAACUUCCUGUGCCCUACACAGUUAGAGAAUAGUUUGUAGACCACAACAUUACAAUCAAGUGUUUUUUUUCCUCUGGUGUAUUAUAAAACAAUGAUUAACACACAUUGUACAGUUAAGUCUGCUAAGUAAAUCUGUUUCAUUUAGAAUGAAGUAACCUCAAGAAAUUAAAUACUUCACAUACGGAAAGUCUUAGAAUAAGGGGCUACCGUGACAUGGGGAACAGUACUGUUUGAUUUAGGGUGGUUGGGAAGGCACCUCUUAGCAAGUAUCUGUCUCUUACUUUAGCUUUUGUGUCUUCAACUUCCACCCUCUUGGUUUAAGGGCUCGUAUAUUCAAUACGUUCAGAAAGUUUCUGUCACCGUAGUUCUGAUAAAGAAGUAACGAUUGAGUCACUGCUUAUGACUUUCUCGUUUUGGUUACAUUUAAAUGUUUUUUCUCCAGUGUGGAAUUUACUAAUGGUAACAUAAAUAAUACCUAAAGGCCCUGUUGUAUUUUAUAACACUUGAGAUUUCUCUUCACUUUGAAUUCUCUAAUAGCUAAUAAAAUUGACACUCUGUUAACAAAGAACCUUUCAGAAUCCUUAAAUUUGUAUGGCUCUUUCGAAUGAGAAUUUUCUUGUAUAAACUUGGCUUUGAGACUUAAAGACCUUUCUGCUUUGCUAAUUUGUACAGUUUCUGCCUACUAGAAGUUAUUUGAUGCUGAUUAAGGUGCAAACUAUGAUCAAAAGACUUUCCCUUAAUUCCUUUGUGAACAAGCAUACUUGGGUGAGAGUCACAGCUGAUACCCCACAAUAAAUUACAUUCCUAGCUUUACAGUUCUGCUUUUGAAAGGCAUUUCAAGAUUCAUUUAGGUGGCAUUUGUAAAAAUCCACAGCUGGUUGAUGAACUAGUUUUAGAUUGUUUGUCUCUUUGCUCAUUCCACCUUUCAGGGCUGCUUUUCUGGCUUCAAUAUAAGUACUCCAUCUGCUGGAAUGUAGAAAUCUGUAGUUCUGUAAUAUUGUAGUAUCACUUCCCUGUAUUCUUUUUAAAAUACAACAUGAGGUAAUAUAUUAUGGAAGUACUACAUUAAGAUACAUUUAGUAAUUACAGUAUGCAUCCAUGCUGGUGUUCUUUACUGUUUUUUUUUUUGUUUUAUUACUUGUGAAAAUUUCUAAGUAAAAUGUUUGAGAGCAUAUAACUUUUCUUUUUUAAAAUAAAACCAUAUUCCCCUA
Messenger RNA from Tupaia belangeri chinensis (Chinese tree shrew), 5630 nucleotides. It is a transcript of the gene RIMOC1, whose product is annotated as RAB7A interacting MON1-CCZ1 complex subunit 1. Gene Ontology annotation, biological process: mitophagy. The transcript is spliced from 6 exons. Bases 23 to 907 code for a protein of 294 amino acids. NCBI's taxonomy places the organism in Eukaryota, Metazoa, Chordata, Mammalia, Scandentia, Tupaiidae. The record is from RefSeq and is a predicted model, not a curated record.